Molecule: messenger RNA, 922 nt
Organism: Raphanus sativus (radish)
Lineage: Eukaryota; Viridiplantae; Streptophyta; Magnoliopsida; Brassicales; Brassicaceae
Exons: 5
Coding region: 205-789 (194 amino acids)
Biological process (GO): GPI anchor biosynthetic process
Cellular component (GO): glycosylphosphatidylinositol-N-acetylglucosaminyltransferase (GPI-GnT) complex
Source: RefSeq, a predicted model, not a curated record
AAGAUUUGGGCUUUCGCUCGUCAGCUGAUCGGUAAUUGUGUGUCUCGAGAUCAUUGUUUGUGUGGAGAUUUAUAAAUGUUGAAAUGGGGUUAUAAUGCACGCAUGUUGCUCGACUGAAAGCCGCAGAGACAUUUCUCUUGCUGCUUGAAUUGAGUGAGAGACUCAAAAGUCUGAAACUUUUUUGCUUUGGGUAGGAACAAACGAAUGGUGAGGUCGUCUCUAUCGGAUAAGAGAUACACUUACAUACACCAAAGUGAAAGUGAGCCAACUAGAGGAGCCAUUGACAUCCACCAUGUGAUCAUCAAGGGAAGCAGAGUUACUGGUCAUUCCCGUCUUAGGUGGCUUGCUUUCUUCCUUGUGGGUUUGGCUUUUAUCAUGUUCUUUCUUCUUGGAAAGGACAAUCCAGUGAGGGAUCUUUCUUGGAGCUGCCUUUUAAGUGGUUUCUUUGUUAUGAUACAGAGUCGGAAGUUUGUCAAGAAAGAAUCUGUUAUAAUCAUGGCAACCUUGGGGAUCCAACUUGAAACUCAAUAUUUAAGUGGAAAAACUGUCACCAGGUUUAUCCCUAUUGGCAAGAUUUUGAAGCCUGUGCUGGUCGAAUGCGUCACCCCUGUUACAUGUUACUGGAGUCUCUCCUUGUUUCUGCGUGGCGAAGAAGAGCUUACAUUGGUGUUUAAGGAACUGCGUCCGUCAUUGAAGAUGUUGGUUCCCAUAAGGAAGGCACUGUGUGCUGUUACUGGCACAGACCAAAGCAAAAUGAUGACUGAAGAAGAACAUGUUGUAGCUGGUUAAGCAUUUAUUUACAUGUCAAAUAUUUACUGCCAAUGCAAUCAGAGAAACAUGGGAUGCGAUUUACAGUGUGACUAAGAGUAGCAAAUUGAAAAAAGUAGUUAUUUACUGAGUCUAUAGCAUCAAAGGUUUGCUA